AGAAGAAGAAGCAGAAGCAGUAGAAGAAGAGAAGGAGGAGGAAGAAGCAGAACAACAAAAACGAAAACAGCUAAAUCAGGAAAUUAGCAUGGCUGCCGACAGCGAACCCGAGUCGGAGGUCUUUGAGAUCACCGACUUCACAACAGCGUCAGAGUGGGAACGGUUUGUGUCCAGAGUGGAGGAGGUGCUGAAUGACUGGAAGCUGAUUGGGAACUCAGCAGGAAACCAGUCCCUGGAAAAGGGUGAAUACACCAGAGGCACCUGGGGGGAAAAGUCUCAGGAAAUAAAUUUUGCGGACUUUAAGUUCCUCAUAACUCACCACUUCCUGAAAAAAGAACGUGAGAAGUACACUGGGAAGGACAAGAUUGAGGAAGAUGCCUUCCCCUUGGCAAUGGAGGACCUUCUGUGUAUGAACAAUGAUUUCCCGCCUCGAGCCCACUGCCUGGUCAGAUGGUAUGGGAUACGAGAAUUUGUGGUCAUUACUCCUGGCACCAACUGUGAGGCCAUCGUCAGUGAGUCAAAAUGCAAUCUUCUCCUGAGUUCCAUCGCCAUUUCUCUGGCCAACAGUGGCUGCCAGGUCCCCAUAUUUGUUCAGAUCCAGCAGAAGUGGAGACGGAUGUAUGCUGGAGAGUGCCAAGGGCCAGGGGUGCGCACUGACUUUGAGAUGGUCCACCUCCGGAAGGUGCCAAGUCAGUAUAACCACCUGUCUGGCCUGCUUGAUAUCUUCAAGUCUAAAAUAGGUUGCAACCAGUCCCCUCUACCUCCAGUCAACAUUGCGAUCCGUUUUACCUACAUUCUCCAGGACUGGCAGCAGUAUUUGUGGCCACAGCAGCCUCCAGACUUUGACACACUUCUUGGAGGUGAAGUGGGAGGAGUGGAGUUUGGUAGACUUCCUUUUGGAGCCUGCGAGGAGCCAAUCAGUGAACUUCAUCUUGCAACCACUUGGCCUCAUCUAACAGAAGGCAUAGUUGUGGAUAAUGAAGUCUACAGUGACCUUGACCCUCUCCAAGCUCCUCACUGGUCGGUUCGAGUCAGGACUGCUGAAAACCCUCAAUGUUUACUGGGUGACUUACUGACAGAGUUCUUGAAGCUCUCCUUUAGGAAGGAGUCUACAGAGGACAUUCUUGGAAGAAGAUUGGUUGAAGAUGAGGGCAAAGAAAAUAGUGACGUCAGCACUGCUUUAUCCAAGCUGACAGAGCCAGCAGCAACAGUGCCUAUCUCUAAACUAUCUGUCUCCAAUAUGGUGCACAGCGCCCGAAAGCACAUCCGACGACGAAGACAUGAUGAUGAGUCACAACUGAACACUGAUAUACUCAACUCUGUCCUUCUGUAUCUCUUCCCAGAUGCUGCUGUGGAGAGAUCAUCAGAGAACUGCAAAAAUAAAGCUGCACAGGCAAACUCCUGUAAGAAGGCCGAGCAAGAUAAAAACUCAGUGUGUAACCUUUUCCUCCAGCUAAAGUCAGCACCCAUUGAUAGUCUGACCUACCGACUAGCACUGUGUCUGUGUUUGGCAAACUACAAUUAUGGUGGGUUGCGGGCUGUUGCCCACCUCUGGCAGGAAUUUGUCCUAGAGUUGCGCUACCGUUGGGAAAACAACCACCUCAUUUAUGGACUGGCUGUAGGACCUCCUGAUCUUCGCUGUUGUCUUUUGCAUCAGAAGCUACAGAUGCUGAACUGCUGCAUUGAGAGAAAGAGGGCCAGAGAUGAAGCUCGCAAGGUGCUGGAGGCAAACAAAGAACGAGAGUGCAGGGGGUCUGGUGCCUACCAGAACAGCUUUCCUGUACCGGAGUCAACAACAACAGCAUCCACCUCAACAAGGGAAAUGUCUCUGGGAAAAUCCUGGGACUCUUGGAGCGACAGUGAGGAGGAAUUCUAUGAGUGUCUGAGUGACCAAGGGGAGGUAGAAGCACCAUAUACUGAAAAAAAAAAGGAUGGAAGCAAAAGUAAAGCAGAGGGCAGACUCCACCCCUUUAACAACAUGACUCUACUCAACUCACCAGAUCCUCUCUAUAUUCCUCUCACACAGGAACCUGCUCCCAUGACAGAGGAUAUGUUAGAGGAGCAGUCAGAAGUACUGGCCAAACUAGGUACAUCAGCUGAAGGUACCCACCUUCGUGCCCGGAUGCAGAGUGCCUGUCUACUCUCUGACAUGGAGUCCUUUAAGGCAGCCAAUCCAGGCUGUGUUCUGGAGGACUUUGUGCGCUGGUAUUCACCAAGGGAUUACAUAGAGGAGGAGGAAAUCGAUGAGAAGGGUAACACAGUGGUGAAAGGGGAUCUUAGUGCCAGGAUGAAGAUCCCAGACAACAUGUGGGCAGAGACUUGGGAGACAGCCAGGAUUAUACCUGCACGCCGCCAGAGAAGGCUUUUUGAUGACACUAAGGAAGGCGAGAAGGUUCUGCAUUAUUUGGCUAUACAGAAACCUGCUGACCUUACACACCAUCUCCUGCCCUGCAUACUCCAUGCUGCUAUUCUGAAGUUGAAGGAGGAGGAAUUAGAAGAAGACAUUCCAUCGGUAAAAAAAAGCAUUCAGCAAGCUACAUCUCAAGCCAACAAACUGCUGCAGCCCCACAUCCAUGACAACAAGAAGUUAGAGGAUUUCAUCAACCAGUUGAUGACCAUCGAAGCAGUCAUCACACAAGUUCGGUCACUAAAGGCCAAGUUUGCCGUCAAUGAGGGUGAGAGUGAAGAGGACACAGCUGAACUAGAAAAGUUUGUGAGCUCCCUCCUGGAAGAACCUGAGGUUGUAGUCCGUGGAGCUGGCCAGGGGCCAGCUGGCAGCAUCAUCCACAGACUCUUUGUCAGCGCUCAGAGGCUGACUGAAUUCACCAGUGAUGAGGCUACCCUCCUAACACCACUGGACGAAGAUUUGGGAAAUGUCAGGAAGCCAAAUGGAGUAAGCAACAAAGUGCCUGACUUCCCUUCUCCGGCAGGCAGGGAGAUUCUGUUGCGUACAUGUGUCCCUCGGCCAGCACCGUAUUCCAAAGCUCUGCCUCAGCGGCUCUUCUGUGUGUUGUUGAAGGAUGAGUUCAGAUUGGCAGGGGCUUUCUCUUCAGACACUUCCUUCUUCUAAGAUGAAAUACUGUUUCACUGUAUUUCAUCUCAAACCAUGUCCCAUUUGGUCAUUGUAAUCUGCACCUUGCAGCCAGAAAUAAAAGAUCAAUGAAAGACAAAAGGUGGAAUAUUGGAAUUAUUAAUUUUGUUAGUCCUCUGUGGAGUCAUGAGUACACAAUUGCAAGUAUCAAGUAUUAUUUAUACAGAGAGCUUAAAAGAAGGUCGAAAUAAAGUUUUACUUUGCAUUUGUUGAUGGAAGGGCAGUGGUAAGAGAGUGGUAGGCAAUGUGACCGGAAAUGUUCCUGAGCCACAUUGAAAAGACAGCAUACUCAGCUGAUGUCCUCUGGCCCACAACGGUUUCACCAUGAAGCAGAAGUAUUUUUACACUUCUCUGUGGCCAUUUAUUUGUAGACACCACUAAAUUAUAUUAACACUGACCAAUUAUAAUGAUUUUCUUUUAUUGGGUCAAAUGAGUGACUUUUUAUUAAAACAUAUAGCCACUUAGUGCGAUGACACACACACUUACAACUGACACAUCUAUAUUGUUAGACUGCUUAAAAACAAUAUUUUGUCAUUACAAACGGAAACGAAAAAAUUGUGUAAUAAAUUACUGGCCGCAAUCAUAUCCCAAUUUUAUACUAUAUUUAAUUGUCUUACAAUAAAAAUGUAUUAUGUAUAUGAUAUAAAACUAAAUACAGAAUUCAAUAAAGGUGCGCCAUAAAGCAUUUCAAAAAUAUCCUUUGUUUCACCUUCAGGGCUUAUUCUUUGAAAAUUUCUCCCAUUAAGUUCUGUAUUGACACGUCAGCCAUAGCUUCCUCUGGUGUCCUUUUUAUAUUAGAUUUGUAAAACAUUGUGGACAUAAUGCCAAGUAUAACAAUAACGUAAAUCAUCUUCAUAUCAGGUUCUAUCCUUGUGUUAAGAUCCACAUUUAGGGUUGAUCCCACUUGAUGAUGUGCUGAUGGCAUUUCUGUACUGUUUUAUAGGAUUUAGAAGUUGCUGAUUUCUUUUUGCUCAUAAUUUUGUGUUGUAAAUGUAUGAGUGCAAUCCAAAAUCAGUAACAUCCUGCUCAUAUUUACAAUUGCAUCAUUAAUAUUUACUUGUCGCAGCAAAAGCCAAGUGAUCACCCAAAAGUUUUGUAUUGAUUUCAAUUAAUUUCACAGAAUAAUUGUUGCCCUGUUAACUGAUGGUAAAUGGUUCUGUGCAAGUUACAAGAGAUUAAAGAAAUAUGUGUAUGUUGGCAAUGGGUGCACAGUACAUUGUUGUUAAAUGUAAAUAAAUGCUGUACUCCUGUCUCAA
Messenger RNA from Platichthys flesus (European flounder), 4347 nucleotides. RefSeq names its product RAB3 GTPase activating protein subunit 1 (gene rab3gap1). Gene Ontology annotation, molecular function: GTPase activator activity. Bases 89 to 3070 code for a protein of 993 amino acids. The transcript is spliced from 25 exons. NCBI's taxonomy places the organism in Eukaryota, Metazoa, Chordata, Actinopteri, Pleuronectiformes, Pleuronectidae. The record is from RefSeq and is a predicted model, not a curated record. Gene Ontology annotation, biological process: positive regulation of GTPase activity.